UUUAACUAUCACCAAAACCAAACAAUCACUAAUGACGAAAAAGGGAGUUUGAUCCCGCGAUUGAUUGCUAAUUUGGUAAUUUCAUUUCUUGUUCAAAUCCUAAAGUUGGCUUCUCAGUUUUCCCCUCUGCCCGACCCCACCCAACAGUAGGAGGAUUCAACUUUAUCGCCAAUAAAUAUGAGCCUUGUUCAAUGCAUUUCUUCCCUUUUCCCCUCCUUCCUCCCCCCACUCUCUAUUAGGCGAAAUUCUUGCCCGUUUUUUUUUUUUUUUUUUUUCAUUUCUCCGCCGUCAUGCUGUCCACAAUUCCGGCCACACACCCUUCCCCCGCCUCCUCGUUGCUCGAGAACACCGCCACGGAGUUCUCGAGCUUCGACUACGACUUCCCUCCGUGGGACGCGGAGGACUAUUGUUCCCCGGAGAUGUUGAUCUUUCCCGACGAUGACGUCAUCAUGCCACUCGGCUCUCCCGACUCCGGACCCGCCGGUUCGGACCCCGAGGAAAAACCGAACCUCCUCGUGUUCCCGGACCAAAAAAACUCCGCGGACUCGAACACCACCACGGCCGUGGCGGGGCCCGCUUCGGUCGACGACGAGCGGAGGCGGAGGAGGAUGAUAUCGAACCGGGAAUCGGCGCGGAGGUCGAGGAUGAGAAAACAGAGGCACCUAGAAAACCUAAGGAACCAGGUGAACCGGCUCAGGGCCGAGAACCGCGAACUAAGCACCCGGCUGCGGUUCGUCUCGUACCACGCGAACCGGGUGCGGACCGACAACGAGCGGCUCCGGUCGGAACACACCAUGCUCCGACACAAGCUCUCGAACAUUCGCCAGAUCCUCACUUUCCGCCAGCUCACCAACCAGUUCGCCGUCGCCACCUCCGCAUGGCCGUGCAAUAACAUUGUCCACCCUACCGCCGCCGCCGCCGCCGCCGAACAAUUCCCCUCAUUAAUCGCCUCAUGAUGAUGACUCAUAACUACGUAUUCCUUAAUGAAACCUCUCAAUCUAUAUAUAUACAUACACAUAUAUAUCUCUCCCUCAGCAAAUAGGAAGAAAAAAAAAAAAAAUGGAUGGAUCUGUCGCAGCUCACCGUAGUAAGUAAUUCAGUACUCCAAAUAAGAACAGCAGACGGAGAAGCGCUCUCUCUCUCUCUCUCUCUCUUUUUCUCUCUUGUGUUGAUUAGGAGCUUUUUGUUUGGCUUUGUGUAAAUGAAGGGGCUGGGUUUUUUCUUGUUCUUUUUCCUCCUUUUUUUCGGUCCGGAGAGAUCCAAGUUUAGUGCGAUCAUCGAAAGGCAUAUGGGGAAGUGGUCAUGAAAUCAAAUCAGGUUUCAGUG
Molecule: messenger RNA, 1326 nt
Organism: Linum trigynum
Lineage: Eukaryota; Viridiplantae; Streptophyta; Magnoliopsida; Malpighiales; Linaceae
Source: the annotation of a GenBank genome assembly